This is a messenger RNA of Brachypodium distachyon (stiff brome), 2664 nucleotides long. Its product is annotated as regulator of nonsense transcripts UPF3. The transcript has 13 exons. The coding region runs from base 345 to 1865 and encodes 506 amino acids. Gene Ontology annotation, molecular function: mRNA binding. The record is from RefSeq and is a predicted model, not a curated record. Gene Ontology annotation, cellular component: nucleolus; cytoplasm. Gene Ontology annotation, biological process: positive regulation of translation; nuclear-transcribed mRNA catabolic process, nonsense-mediated decay. NCBI's taxonomy places the organism in Eukaryota, Viridiplantae, Streptophyta, Magnoliopsida, Poales, Poaceae.
GGUCUCGCCUUUUCGUUUCGUCCCCCUCGUCCUCCUGUUCUUCCGCCUCCCCUAAUCUCCGACAGUUUCCAAUUUCUCAUUUCCCAAACCCAAACCCCAACCCGAGACCGAAAAGAGUCGCACGCGACUUCGCCAGACGGGGAAGCAGCAGACGGAAGCGAGAGACCUCCUCCUUCACCGACCUGCUCCAAACCCUAACCCUUCUCCAGAUCCCCCGCCCGCCCGCCCGCCCCGCCUCGAUGUGACGCGGCCCUAGGGUUUGCGCCGGUGAGGUGUGGUGGUGGGGUCUCAGUCCGCGGGGGAUUUUCGACCCGAGAGGUUUGACCAGCUCGACGCGCGAGCACAUGAAGGACCCGCCGCCCCGCACGAAGGUGGUGCUCCGGCGGCUGCCGCCGGCGAUUGGACAGCAGGCCGUCGUGGACCAGGUCGACGCGCGCUUCGCCGGGAGGUACGACUGGGCAUGCUUCCGCCCCGGUAAUGCCAGCCAAAAGAAUCAUAGAUAUUCUCGUCUCUACCUUAACUUAAAGAGUUCAGAAGAUGUUGUUGAGUUUGCUGAGUUCUUCAAUGGGCAUAUAUUUGUCAACGAAAAGGGUGCUCAAUUUAAAGCUCUUGUCGAAUAUGCACCAUCGCAACAGGUUCCGAAGUCAACUAUCAAGAAAGAUGCUCGUCAAGGGACUAUUACAAAAGAUCUGGAAUACUUGGAGUUCCUUGAGCUUAUUUCAAAACCCACUGAGCAUUUGCCAAGUGCCGAGAUUCAGCUUGAAAGGAAAGAAGCUGAAAGAGCAGCUGCUGGAAAGGAGCCACCUGUUGUGACACCUCUUAUGGCUUAUAUUCGUCAGCAAAGGGCAGCCAAGAAUAUGGCUCAGAGGUCUGCUAACAGUAGACUAGGCAGAAAAGUUGUAGGUGUUGUAACUAGCACUUCUAGUCCUAAAAGAGCUUCCGAGAGACGCAGGGCCUCCACUUCAACGCAGUAUGUUUUGCGAGACGCUAAGGAGAAGCCAACUUACAUCUUAGUGCCAAAAAGAGAGGAUCAUUCACAAAGGGAGAAAAUCAUUGCUGGAACAUCAGAUGCUACAAGUAGCAGACCAUCUGGAUCUGCUCAGGUUGAUAGUAAAAAAGACAAAAUUGUCCUUUUGAAAGGAAGAGCCAGGACUGAUUCCACUGUAUCUGAUAGCUCAACUCAGCACCAGCCUGUGGCCUCUUCCAGAAAUACACUCCCAUCAGGUUCUAGACAAGACCAGCGACUUGAGGCUAGUGGUAGAAUUAUUAAGACUAUACUUUCCAACAAGGAAGGACGCCACGCUGUUGCAUCUCAACAUGAGCAGGAAGGUCACAUAAUUAAUGCUGAGAAGGAUAAGCGACCACCACGGUUUCCAAACUCGCGUUCCAUUGUGAAAGAUCAGACGGUUGAAAAUGCUGAGAAAAGCCAUUAUGAUGACAAGCAUAAUCAUCUGCAUGGUUCUGGACCCAUUAGCGAGAAGAUUGAAAGACAUGCCAGAAAUAGAGAUAGGCCUGACCGUGGUGUAUGGGCCCCUCGUCGUUAUGACAAGUCUGCACCAGGAGGUGGUACACAGGCCUCAUCGUUCGACUUCCCGCUAAUGCAGUCACAUUCAGGGGACAGUUUCUCUCAGCCGCAAGCAGAUGGCCAUGGAGAGAGGAAAAUAGAAACAAGGGGUCCUGGUACUCGCACCGGCCCUAUAGAAAAUGGAAAUAGGCAUGCUAACCGCCGUGGUCCCCCGCGUGGUUCGAAGGAGAUGGAAGUAUCUGCUGUUACAGCUGACGGAAAGCCUUCAAAGAGGGGCUCUGCCAGCUAUGGGGCUCAGGAGAGACAAGUAUGGGUUCAAAAGUCAAGUUCGGGAUCAUAACUUGUCCAUUGAUGGUAACUUAUCAAAACAGAUCAAGUUUUGGAGAAGUUUCUGGAUUUUGCAGCUCAUUCUGAAGUUCGUGAAUGAAACCGUUGAUGAAAUGGUUCCAUGAAGUGCAAUCCCGGAUAUGUCAAUGCAAGUCUUGGCUCUAGCUGAAAAGGGAGCUGCUUGAUUUGCUUCACAGAAUCACAGCAAUAGUGAAGUAACGUAACCCACCAAUAGGUAGCUCUCGAUCACUUUGGGUGAAAUUUGAUUUGGACCCAGGGUUGGUAUUUCUGGAGUGAUGGAUGGACAUUAGGUUGGCAUCAAUACCUCGUGACAGUGGUCAACUAUUUUCCAAGACCCCUGUUGGCUAUAUACACAACUUCAACAAUUCAUCAGUGAUGGAUGUACAUAUGUAUGGAGAAAAAAGAGGUCUGGUUCUGAUCGCUGUUUACAAGUUAGAGGUGCCAUGUAUCUACAAAGAGAUAAGAGUUAGACUACCCAGUUUGCUAAAUAAAGGCGAAUUUUUAGUUAGUUGAUUAUGAGAAACCCCUGUGUCUGGGCGGCCGCUUUCGUGGUCACCACAACAGAAGUUACCGGAGUGCAAAGUGACGUCGCACGUUCUAGUUGCAUGCUCCCGGGUAAAUGGAAUAUGAGAUUAUUUUGACGUGUUGAAGUUGCUGGUCUGUUUUGCUGUUAUGUAUCGCCAGAUGGCUUUUGGGGGGUUAUGUUAAGAAUGAUACGCAUGAUGAUGAUGUACAGCAUCAAAGGUGGAUGCUGUUUUUAAUGAUGAAUUAUGUUGACUUGCAUUGUUGUU